Messenger RNA from Anguilla anguilla (European eel), 7122 nucleotides. It is a transcript of the gene celf2, whose product is annotated as cugbp, Elav-like family member 2. NCBI's taxonomy places the organism in Eukaryota, Metazoa, Chordata, Actinopteri, Anguilliformes, Anguillidae. Gene Ontology annotation, molecular function: mRNA 3'-UTR binding. The record is from RefSeq and is a predicted model, not a curated record. Gene Ontology annotation, cellular component: cytoplasm; ribonucleoprotein complex; nucleus. The transcript has 14 exons. Gene Ontology annotation, biological process: mRNA splice site recognition; regulation of alternative mRNA splicing, via spliceosome. Bases 238 to 1878 code for a protein of 546 amino acids.
AGCACCUUGUAUUAUACGGACAGUUGCCUCAGCAGUAAGGAUUUCGGUGGGGAUUGGAGGAAAAAUGACGGGGGAGAAGAAAAGAAUGUGACAACUGCCGAGUCUGUGGCUGCCUUGGGGAGGCCUCGCGCACCUGUCCCUCUCCGUCUCUGCGGCCAGCGCAGUUGAAUCAGACAAGCGUAGAGAAGCGCUCAUAUUUGCUAGCGAGAGCACAGAGGCGUGCACGGAAAAAAAAACAUGACUUCCUCUUACAAUCUGGAUUUUCUACCCGAUGUGAUGGUUGAGAGCCGUUUGCUGGUUUCCGGCGACAGAAUCAACGGCACGGGCAGCAAGAUGAACGGGGCGCUGGAGCACUCCGACCAGCCCGACCCGGACGCCAUCAAGAUGUUCGUGGGCCAGAUCCCGCGGUCCUGGUCCGAGAAGGAGCUGAAGGAGCUGUUCGAGCCGUACGGCGCCGUGUACCAGAUCAACAUCCUCCGUGACCGCAGCCAGAACCCGCCACAGAGCAAAGGGUGCUGUUUUGUAACAUUUUAUACGAGAAAAGCAGCUCUGGAGGCACAGAACGCCCUGCACAACAUUAAGACCUUAUCUGGGAUGCAUCAUCCCAUUCAGAUGAAGCCUGCGGACAGCGAGAAGUCAAACGCGGUGGAAGACAGAAAACUGUUCAUAGGAAUGGUCUCCAAGAAGUGCAACGAGAACGACAUCAGAGUGAUGUUCUCUGCGUUCGGGCAGAUCGAGGAGUGCCGAAUUCUGAGAGGACCAGACGGGCUGAGCAGAGGCUGUGCGUUUGUCACGUUUUCUACCAGGGCUAUGGCACAGAAUGCAAUCAAAGCCAUGCACCAGUCACAGACCAUGGAGGGCUGCUCCUCGCCCAUCGUGGUGAAGUUCGCCGACACGCAGAAGGACAAGGAGCAGCGGCGCCUGCAGCAGCAGCUGGCCCAGCAGAUGCAGCAGCUCAACAGCGCCACCACCUGGGGCAACCUGACCGGCCUGGGCGGCCUCACCCCGCAGUAUCUGGCAGUAAGAAGCCCCGCCUCCGUCGCCCCGUCGCCUACCGCCAACCAAGCCGUCGCAGCAGCCGCACUUCUUCAGCAGGCUACUUCCUCCAGUAAUCUGGGAGCCUUCAGUGGAAUUCAGCAGAUGGCAGGUAUGAGCGCUUUGCAGCUGCAGAACCUAGCUGCUUUAGCAGCGGCUGCGGCGGCCGCACAGAGCUCGGCCAGCCCCUCCAAUGCAAACCCUCUGUCCUCCAGCAGCGGCGCCCUUGGAGCGCUGGCUAGCCCAGCUGGUACGACGGCCAGUUCCAACGCCGGGGCCAUGAGUUCUCUGACCUCGCUGGGCACCCUGCAGGGCCUCGCCGGCGCCACCGUGGGGCUCAACAACAUUAAUGCACUCGCAGGUAGCGUCAACAUUGCUCAAAUGCUCUCAGGUAUGGCGGCCCUCAACGGGGGCCUCGGGGCCACAGGGCUGACCAACGGCACGGCGGGCACCAUGGACGCCCUGACCCAGGCCUACUCAGGGAUCCAGCAGUACGCCGCCGCCGCCCUGCCCACCCUCUACAGCCAGUCUCUGCUGCAGCAGCAGAGCGCGGCCGGCAGCCAGAAGGAGGGGCCGGAGGGAGCCAACCUCUUCAUCUACCACCUGCCGCAGGAGUUCGGAGACCAGGACAUCCUGCAGAUGUUCAUGCCUUUCGGGAACGUGGUCUCCGCCAAAGUCUUCAUCGACAAACAGACCAAUCUGAGCAAGUGCUUCGGUUUCGUCAGCUAUGACAAUCCGGUGUCGGCGCAGGCGGCCAUCCAGGCCAUGAAUGGUUUCCAGAUCGGCAUGAAGAGGCUGAAGGUGCAGCUCAAGCGCUCCAAGAACGACAGCAAACCUUACUGAUCAUAGCACUAGGGCUUUAUCGCUCUCACAUUAGCACUGCGAGGAACAUCUCCAUGCCUGUUAGCUCAUCGUUUGCCUAGCAUGUCUCCGUGGCAUCCAAAAAAAAAAAAAAAAAAAAACGUCUCAUCGUCCCGUCAUUGUUUCUCUGAUGUCUUUCUGAGCUCACCUGAUCAUAACCUGGUCUCCUCCUACUGACCUUUGAACCUAGCUUGACCUUUUUGGAAUUUUUUGCAUGUGACCUCAUUUUGAGCUUUUGAAUAUUUGGGAGAAGGGGAGGGAGGGGGCAGGAAAGGCAAAUCAAUGUGAAAGCUUAGCUGCAUCCAUACAAGAGACUGAACACUUUUAGAAAACAAAAAGCAGAAAAGUAGUUUUAAAAAAAAAAAAUCAAACCUGUGGCAAAGUGUUUUUUUUUCUUUUUUGUUUGUUUUUUGUUUGUUUGUUUCUUUUUUUUUUUCCUUCUUUUAAGUUUUCUUUUUGGUUUCUUUUUUUUUUUUUUUCCUUUUUUCAUUAAAGUAAACUUGAAAGAUCAAUACAGGGAUUGGCAUUGGGUCUUACUGCUGGCAACACUAGCAAUAUGAGGCCAGGAGUGACCUGUGUUGGUUUCUAAGAUAAAUAGACUACUUCCAUACAGUUUUGAAGAGAAACUGUCUGAUAAAUAUUCGAAUCUCUCUGUAAUGGUUUUUACAUUUUUCAGGCAGUGUAAAGUAGUUUUUUGAUAAGGCCAUUUGAAGCGGCUCACUUUCUCAUUAAAAUCUAUAUAUAUAGAACCACUUUUUCUAGAGUAGUUAAAGGUUAUAAAAAAAAAUUUAAAAGAUUUGCCCUGUUUGGGGGGACAAUGCUACCUACUUGUGUCACCUUUUGCUGAACUGACUCACAGUUAGACAAUCCGUGGUUAAAUGCACAUGAAAUGACCUAUAUUUUAUACUCUUUACAUGUAUAGAGAAAAAAAAACAAUUAACUGUAACCCGCGUUAACGUUGGUGCUUUUCGUGGAUUAAGUUGUGGUUUCAUCACGAGUCUAACGGUCCUCAGUGUUUCAUGUUUUAAAGACUAAAAUCGGUUUACUUGAACAAUAGACAAAGCCUUUCAUAUUAUUACUAUUACUAUUACUUUUCUUUUCUAUGAGUCCCUAUUUGCUAAAUUUCUUGUUGGGUAAUUAGCGAUAUGAAAUUCCAAAAAACAAAAAAAAACAAACACAAAAACAAAAAAAAAAUGUCGGCUUGUGAAGCAUCGAUGUCAUAAUUAUUUUUUCUUUUUAUCGUGGGAAACAAUAUUUAGAUGUGUUUUGUUGUUCAGCAAAAUGUGAUUUUUUUUUUCUUCUGAAGAAAAAAAAAUGAAAUCAGUGGAAUUUAGUGCCAAAUUCCAAAGGUACUUCCUGCCUAGAGCUUUCAGUGUAUUUCUUGUGAAAUUAUUUGAUAACAUGGGUAUUUUAUUACGUGUUUUGUAUGGAUCCCUCAUAUUUAAAGAUAUAGAUUUAAAAAAGAGUUUGUUAACUUGCUAUUCUGUGGUCUUGUUGCCUGAAACUGUUCAUGGUUUUUUGCUUUUCUUUGUUUUAUUUGUUUUUUUGUUUUGUUUUGUUGUUUUUGUUUAGUUUUUUUCUUUCUCUUUUUCUUUUUGUAACUGUGUAAAAAGUGCCCAUGUUCCUCACACACACUCCUGUGCUGUAAAAGCAAAUCUCUCAGUCCGCUUUUCUGUCCCUGUGCCUGGGAGACCCUGGGACUGAGAUCCUCUGCAGUCAGACUCGAGCCUGCUUCUUUCACACACACACACGCACGCACGCACACACACGCACGUGCAAGCGCGCGCGCGCACACAAAUACACACACCUGCGCACGCAUGGAUGGACAGCUAAAGCCUCCAACAAGCCUUUUCUUAAAUGAGCGUACACACGCGCACACACAACACGCGCGCGCACACACACACAAACACACACUUUGAUGCCCUGCGACAGACAGGUUUACAGUUCACACCCAGCGCCGAGUGGGGUAGAGGGCCAAAUGCAAAGCCUUAUUUCCAACUGUCUUUCCAUCGUUUCCAUGACCACGGAGCAGUUUUUUUAAUGCAUGUUUAUAGUUGCCUUUAUUCAUAGGUUAUUUAUUGAUUGUUUUUUUCUUCUUCCAGAAACACGAGACUGCUUUUCUUUUAGUGUCGCGAAAGUUCAGGAUCCCCAUAGACACCUGCACUGCACACGUUCCUUGCACACGUUCACCCGCACACCGAAGUGCAGGCACACGGAUCAGUAUUACUCUCGUGUUGUUUUAGCUUCUCGUGAGCCCUUUUAGUGCCAGUUGUGCUGGGCGCGGGCGGGGAGCUCGUUUGAAAAUCAUGUGCAUUGUUUGUCUUGGAUACAAAGAAAGUGCUUUGACAGCUGCAUCCCUGCGGUUGUGAAGUUGUCGUUUACCCGUCUCAAAAUUCAGGAGCUGCCGUGUAAUCCUGGUUAAUUACAAGCCCUAAUCCGAAAUAUAAAAAUCCUUGCAUAAAGCACAGCAUUAUAUGGGGGCGAAAAAAAAGUCCUCAAUUUUUUUAUUAUUAUUAGUGUUACUUUAUUCUAAACAUUUAUAUUGUAAAGUAGUGCUGGUUAAAAGUAUAAUUCGAUCUCAUUUUGCUGAAUUCACAAAUUGCACAGAAAGUAAUGCGUUCUCAUAAUGUGUGCUCGUUUUUUUUUUUUUUUUUAAUUUAACCCACGUGUGUGUUGCUUCGUAGAAAUGAUGGCCAGUCGACACGUCUUACUGAAUACUGACCUGUAAUGAAAUAAACUCUGACCACCGGAGCAUUCGCACAAUGCAAGGGAGUAUUCAGGUCACUUUAACAGUAUUUACUCCUGACCCCCCCCCCCCCCCCCCCCCCCCCACUCCGGCCAUGUUUACCUUUGAUAAAUGACAUUGCUGUUUUGAAUCAAACUCACCCAUGGCCUUAACUCAGGGUCUGUUAUAUCAGUAUUUCAGGUUUGUAUGGAAGGUGGUGGUCGGUGUGCGUUAGCUGGAAUGUCGGGGAGCUCUGCUUCCGCGGUCCUGUUCGGCGGUCGGUCUUUCUGCUGAAGAACAAGCAGCGAGGUCUCUCUGGAGGCUCCAGAGGUUGGAGUGAAUAUAGCGAAUUAUACAGCCUUUCACUUUAAUUGUACCUUUGGCUUUGGCAGGAGAGCGGGAAUAAAAAUGCUAAAAGGAUAAAAGCUGUAAAAGUGUAAGGAUAAAAGCUAAGCAUGAGAACAUGCAUGUAUUAUUAGAAUUCUUAUUAUGAUGAUGAUUAUUAUUAUAUUUGAACAUUAUAUGAUUUGAUUGUGAUAACUGAAAGCUUUACAUUGAAGUUGGUUCCGGCUGUUUCGCCACUGAGCUUAAAUUGGAGCGGUUCGCCUCACACAAAAUAUCUUGAACACUUGGGAAAUAUUCGUUGCUCAUAACUCACAAUUGCGUGCCAAACAUGGGUGAUUUACUCUCCAUUACCGCAGAAGCUACGUCAAUGCCAAUUUUCGAGUGCUUUUAAGAAUUAAAAUCUCAAGGGCACUUACCGUGUUUUCCUUUAUCCAAAAGCAUCAUUUAAAGUGCCAUGCAACUCUGUUGAAACUGUUGUCGUCAACAUGCGCCAAUAUUUGCCUUUUCGUGUUAAAAAAAAAAAAAAAAAAAACUUGCUGCAAUAUAAUUUCUGACCUCCAGUCUCUCCAUUGGCUGAAGCUUUUUAGGCUCCCCCUCCUUUUGAGGAGCGUUUUUUGCACUCUUUGCAAUGUUUUACAAAACUAAUUUAUUGUAGGAGUCUUUCGGUACGAUGUAGUGGUAUUGAUAAUGUUGUUGUUACAUCUAGCUAAUAAUAUUUAUCUCCACAGUGUUGCACAAACUCAAAUUCCAUGUUCUCAUACUCACAGCGGGAUAUGCUAUACAUAUGGAUAGGUUCUGCUGCGUUGCGUGAUCAGUAUGUUUUCAUACGUAAAUUCACUCGCUUCCAUCAUGUAGCUUCUUCCGUUGCCUGCCCGUCUCCACGGAGACCGUGCCGAGGCUAAUUUCUUAAUGUAAACUGGAAUCGGACGAAGCUCGUUGUGCUACGAUAGAAAGCGUCGUCCAGUUUUCCUGGAGGGAGAGGGGGUGGGGCUUCGGCUUCGCGGUUUCAACUCAUAACAUUUUGUCAGAGCGUGAAUAGCAUUUUAGAGCAAUGAACAGAGGUAGAAUUAAUCGCUAGAUGCUAUGUAUUGAGCACUAGAGUAUUAAUGUGAAAAGCACAAUGUAUAGGGGUCCUCAAAAGAGUCACUGCAGAGGUUCUCACGUCAGGGGGAUCUCGUCACCAGGCUUGUUGUAUCUUAAAACUUGUCACCGUUUCAGUUUUUUUUUCCUUUCUAAUCAUCUUAAGUGCUAUUUAACAACAAAGAAAUAAAAAAAAAUGUUGUUUCUUUGCAUUUUUGGCUUAUGUCAGAUUUUUGGGAAAAAAUAUAUAUGUGUGUUUUCUCUCCUGUGCCGUAAGAGCUUGUUGUCUGUAGAUUAAUAUCAUUUUGUUUAUGAUUCUUAAGAAUUUUAAUAGUUUUAAGUAUAGUCUUGAGAAAAGCCAAAGUCAAUGUAUUUCAGUGGAAUCUGUCAGUGUGAAUUCUGUUUUUGUUUUACAACACUUCCAGCUCUUUCAUUUGAUGGACUUUAAAAGUACAAAAAAAGCAGGCUUUCCUAUUUCUACAGCUGAUUGUAUUUAUGCAUUUUGUACCAGUGGAACUUUUUAUACUGGAGAUUAAAGGAAAAAAAAAACUAUUGGAGAAUUGUCUGGCCUCAUCAUGUGGCCAGCCAUGACUGCUGGUUCCCAUGUUUGAUAUCUGGUUGGCAUCAGUUGGAAAGUUGGGGUUUUCAUGUAAGAUUUUUCUAGAAGAACUUUGGCUUGAUUUAUUUAACCUCUUCUUUUUCCUCACAUUUUUGUCUUUCUUUCUUUCUUUUUGGAAGGGGGUGUGUGUGUUUCUUUUUGACUUAUACAUAAUUAUAGAGGUUUGUCUAUACAAAAGCGGUAAGUUUCAUUUAAUUCUGUAUUGUGGCGUUUACACGAUAAGACGAUUAGGAUUAGACGUAUUUAGUCACCUUCUGUGGAUAAAUGUAUUAGUUUAACAAAGAUAAACAAAUUAGAGGUUUUUGCUUUUAGCUGUUUAGGUUUUUCUGGUUUCUCUGUCCUUCGCUGUGAACCUAACUGUGUAGCUGGAACGGUCAGACUUAUUUUUGUAAACGUAUGUUCUUGUGUGAUGCAGUUUUUUGCUUCUGUCUCUGAUAUUAAACCAUUUUUCCUAAUA